GUGCUUUCAAGCACUGUCGGUGCACAACCAGCCCCAACGACAACUCCGAUCCGAUCCUACUGUGACAGGGAACAACACCCCUCGGACUCCUCACAGGUAUCAGGCGCAACUUCACCGGAACCAGGGACACGCAUCUCACUGCCAGAUCUGCCAGCUUGCAGGACAAGAGGCUCAGGACACUCACCACGGGCAUAAGAUGAGGCUCGUACCACAUACCGCUUCUUGAAUGUCGUGCCGGAGCUCAACUCGGUAGCAUCGUCGUAAAGUACAGAGCAACUCGCCUGGCUGCCGGCGUCACCGUCACCGUCACCGUCACCAUGUCUAUGCUCCAGCUUGAGAAGGAUGUGCAGAAGCUCGCGAGCUCUGCGAAGCUCUCAGAUGCCGUCCAAGAUGUCGACAAGCUCAUCGACUUGCUGCUCGCUGCGAAAGAACGGAUCGCGACAGCGAGCGAACCGCACACCACCGGCCUGACCCUGACCAAGCUCCAGAACCCUGUCCGGGAGGGACUUGAAGCUCUCAACACCGACCUGAAAAAGGUCCACAAGGCCCAGAAUGACUUCAACAAGUCGCUCAAGGGCGCCUUCGCCAAGGUCAAGGGCGAGCUGCCCACCGACCACGACCCCAUGGAGGCACACCAGCACCUCAUCAAUCGCGCAAUCGCCAUGCACCUCCUGCGCGAGGGGCAGUUCAACGUGGCAUCUACCUUCAUCGACGAGGUCCAGCCGGAACAGGAGGAUGCGCCUUCGCCCUCCGCCACGCUGCAUCACGCCAGCUAUGACGAGAGUGCCUCUGGCGGAGAUGCCAUGAUCACGGAUGCCGAUAUUCCGGCCGACCUCACCGCUUUGCAGUCGCAGGCCCUGCAAAGCCAGUUCUCAGAUAUGUACUCGAUCCUGUCAUCUCUCAAGGACCACGACCUCCUUCCGGCAAUAGAGUGGGCUCGGGCAAACAACGCCGAGCUCGAGGCCCGUGGCUCCAAUCUCGAGUUCGAGCUGUGCAAGCUCCAGUUCAUCUGGCUGUUCAAGGGCCCUUCUAUCAACGGGCUGCCUAGCGGGCCAGGUAACGGCGUGCCGGGGGCACUCGCGUAUGCGCGGGACAACUUUGGACACUUCCAGCAACGCCACAUGAAGGAGAUCCAGAAGCUCAGCGGCGCGAUCGUAUACUCGCCAAACCUCGCGACGUCGCCGUACCGCUCGGUGUUUGACAUAUCACUGGCAUUCGAAGAGGUGGCCGCGUCCUUCACCCGCGAGUUCUGCUCCCUGCUCGGCUUGUCUGCCGAGUCGCCAUUGUACGUGGCGGCCACUGCUGGAUCGCUCGCCCUGCCGCAGCUCGUCAAAUACACAUCGAUCGGCAAGGCCAAGGGCACCGAGUGGACGACGACCAACGAGCUCGCAUUCGAGACGCCGCUGCCGAAGAGCAUGGUAUAUCAUUCCAUCUUCGUGUGUCCCGUCAGCAAGGAGCAGUCAACCGACAUUAACCCGCCGAUGAUUCUGACCUGCGGCCACGUGCUGGCCAAGGAGAGUCUGAUCAAGAUUGCCAAGGGUAACAGGACGUUCAAGUGUCCCUACUGCCCCGGGGAGUGCAGCAUUAAGGAUGCCAGAGAGAUUGUCUUGUAGCAUGGUGGAGCAGGCGCAAAGUCGUAUCAGUUAUCUCAGGGAAUCGGCGUAAGAGGGAUAUCACGUUGCGGUACUUUUCCAUGAUUUAGUAGUUUUGGUGACUUGGCGUUUUUGGAUCAGCUUUUUUUCUUGGAAUCUUGGGCUUCUGCGCUUGUCAUUGCACAAUUUUCAAACACGUAGCGUUUUACUAGACUAGUAUUU
This is a messenger RNA of Microdochium trichocladiopsis, 1814 nucleotides long. RefSeq names its product CTLH/CRA C-terminal to lish motif domain-containing protein. Gene Ontology annotation, biological process: proteasome-mediated ubiquitin-dependent protein catabolic process. The record is from RefSeq and is a predicted model, not a curated record. Lineage: Eukaryota; Fungi; Ascomycota; Sordariomycetes; Xylariales; Microdochiaceae. Gene Ontology annotation, cellular component: GID complex; nucleus; cytoplasm. Gene Ontology annotation, molecular function: ubiquitin protein ligase activity; protein binding. Bases 318 to 1613 code for a protein of 431 amino acids. The transcript has a single exon.